UCCAUGUACGCACAAAACGAGACUAGCGAUGGCCAGGCCCAACGACAGCCGCAAGAAAAUCCCAUCUGAUAACGCGCACCCCGGUCUGUCGAUCACAUACCACGACGGCCUUGACACCCCGACUCGUAUGCAGGAACAUCUUGUUCCCUGAGACCAACACUGACCAACAACAGUGGCAUCGAGAAAAGGCAUAUCCGGAGCCGUGAGUCACUGCGUCGCAUUGAGCUCGGGGGCCGAACGGACAACACAUUCAGGUCCUCGGAGUUAAAUACGACUUUGAUCAUCAUCGACAUGUUCUGUAUAAGAGCCAAGUUUACCUAACUCUAGACAAGCUCCGUCUCCAACUCAGUCAACACGACACAACCCUACAAAGACAAUGGCCGUCUCAACCCCUACCCCCACCAAGGGCGCCGAUGCCCACCCCACAACUGUCAAUACAACCAUCGACCUUGCCGCUGAGAAGCUCACCACCGGCCUCGGAGAGAAGGACGUCCCAACCACAGACGACACCACCGCCGGGACGAGAACCAGCAGCUGCGGCAGCGACGCCACCACGACAAUCUUGUCGACCAGCGCCGUCCAGCUCGCGCGGCUGCAGCAGCUCAAGGACCGCUACGGCGCAACAUGGUCCAGCCCGUCCGACCCGCGCGACCCGUACAACUGGCGCACAUCCCGCAAAGUGUGCAUCGGCAUCCUCAUCUCGGUGGGGCAGCUGGUGGCCAUCAUGUCGGCGAGCAUGAUCGCGGCGUCGCUGGACGACAUCAUGGCGGACCUGGGCGUCGGCGAGGCCGCCGCGCAGCUCGUGCUGUCGACGUACUUUCUGGGUCUCGGGCUCGGCCCAUUUUUGGUAGCCGGCGUCGCCGAGAUGCACGGCCGCAAGCACGUCUGGCUCGCGGCGCAGCUGUUUUUUGUGUUUUGGAACGCCUUGUGUCCCGUUGGCAACUCGACGGCGCUGAUGAUUGUCGGCCGCUUCUUGGCGGGCGCUGGGGCUAGUGCUGGCGUUACGCUCACGGGCCCCAUCAUGGCCGACAUGUUCCGCGCCGAGGACCGCGGCAUGUCCAUCGCCAUCGCGCAGGUACUACCAUACCUGGGCCCGUCGCUCGGCCCCGUGGUCGGCGGCGUCGCCACGCAGUACGUGCGCUGGCAGUGGACGUUCUGGAUCGUGUGCGUCUUCAGCGCCGUGCUGACGCUCGUGGUGCUGGCCGUCGUGCCCGAGUCGUACACGCCCGUGCUGCUGCGCCGGCUGAAGGAGGCGGCAGAGAGCGCACAGGCUGGUGGACCUGCGUCGACGGCGUCGCGCCUCGGCCCCUCGUGGCGCCGGCCGCGCCUCGCCCUACCCUCGGGCUACCUGGCGCUGCUCGGCACCAACCUCAUGCGGCCGAUCCGCAUGCUCGUGCACCGGCCCAUCAUUCAGAUCGUGUGCACCAUUAUUGCCUUUGACUUUGGCGUCUACAGCAUCAUGCUGUCUACGCUAGCUACGCUUUGGAUCCACAGAUACGGCCAGACCAAACUGGUGGCCUCGCUGCACUACAUUUCCAUCACCAUUGGCUGCAUCGCCGCCACCCAGAGCGGCGGCUACCUGAUGGACUGGACGUACAAGAAGCUGGUGGGGCGCGAGCGGCGGCGCGUCCAGCUCGCAGCCGUGGGCGGCCAGCCCGAGUUCCGGCUGCCCAACUUCGUGCCGGGCAUGAUCUUGAUGGCGGCGGGGCUGUUCUGGUACGGCUGGGCGGCCGAGGGCGUCGUGCACUGGGCCGUGGUGGACGCCGGGGUGCUCGUGUUCAACGCGGGCAGCUUCCUGCUCAGCCAGUCGCUGAUGGCGUACCAACUCGACGAGUUCGGCGACCACGCGGCGUCCGCCGGCGCCGCCACCCGCCUCCCCAUGUAUACGCUCGCCUUCGUCUUUCCCAUCUUCGCCCCCAAGCUGUACGACGCCCUGGGCUACGGCUGGGGUAACAGCCUACUCGGCUUCCUCUGGAUCGUCCUCGCCUUCCCCAUUCCACUGGUGCUGUGGGUCUGGGGCCCCAGGCUGCGCGCCAUUGGCCGCAAGGACGGCGAGCACGGCGUUGCGAGCUUGUGAUGGUCGUGUGCACGCACUAUCAGGGGUGGGUGUUAAAGGUUGGUUUUCUUCAGGAUGUAAUUGGGCAAAAAUACGGGAUUCUGUUAGGUUGAGGUCCGGAUUUGGGACAACACAGCACAUGGUUGAAAUAGCUGAAUUAUUUUUCCGAUGAUUUAGCCAUAUAAAAAAAUAUACGUCGUCUUAUACUUC
Messenger RNA from Lasiosphaeria miniovina, 2266 nucleotides. Its product is annotated as major facilitator superfamily domain-containing protein. Bases 377 to 2077 code for a protein of 566 amino acids. Gene Ontology annotation, molecular function: transmembrane transporter activity. Gene Ontology annotation, biological process: transmembrane transport. The record is from RefSeq and is a predicted model, not a curated record. NCBI's taxonomy places the organism in Eukaryota, Fungi, Ascomycota, Sordariomycetes, Sordariales, Lasiosphaeriaceae. The transcript has 4 exons.